UCAAUCGUACAGCAAGACCAGAACAUGGUGGAUGGAUCAGCUAAUAGAAUAUCCGACAGAGAGGGAAAUGAAGCUUCAGAGAUAUAUACAAUCUUUACAUGAAGACCUACAAGUGGCUCAUGAGAACAAAGUAUCACUACAGGAGGCACUGGUUGAGGCCAAUAAACAAGUUAAAGGUGAUGAUGGCUCUGAUAUGAUUAGUAAAUUGAAAAUUAUGACAGAAUUACAAGAAAAGUUGAUUCAAGAGAACCAGAUUAUUGCUGAAGAUAAUCAGAAAAUUAGAGCUACAAUUGCUUACAAUGAAGUUUAUAUAACCGAAGUAGAAGAAGAGAAGAAAAGGAUAGAAGAAGAGAAAAGAAAAGUAGAGGAACAAUAUCUUAAAGAGAAACUCGUCACUAAAGAACUAAAAGCUAAAGUUGUCAUUAAUGAAGUAUCUGCAACUCAAAUAGAGCAAGAGAAGGAGCUAUUAGAAGAAAAAUAUCUCAAGGAGAGAGAGAUUACCAAAAAACUUAAAAAAGAAGCUGAGUUGUAUGCAACCAAACUAACAAAGGAGAAUUUACAACUACAAGAUAUUUCUGAGAAAAACAAAGUUAUAGCCAAACUGACAUCACAAGUAGAGGAACAAUCACAGAAUGAGAAACAGAUCAUUACUGACCUUAAAGAAAAGGACUUGCACAUAGCCAAACUAUUGAAGGAAAGACAAGAGAGAAGCAAAGUGACUAGUUCCAUUGGAUUACAAUUUAAUUACCUGAUCCCUUCAAUGGGAGGAGGAGGAGGUCAGCAGCAGCAAGGAGGAGGUGUAGUACCAGCUCAACAGCAACAAGGAGGAGAUGCACUGACAGUACUAAUCCAGCAACAGCAACCAGGAGCUAAUGAACAAACCAAUGGACAACAAGGAGAGGAGGGACAAGAAGGACAGGAGCAACAAGGGCAGCAUGAGGAAGGACAAGAAGAGCAAGGAGAAGGAGCUGAGGUACAAGGAGAAGGAGACCAGCCACAAGAAGAAGAGAUACAGACAGGACCAGUGGAAGGAGAGGAGCAGUCUGGGGAAGUGCAAGGAGAAGGAGGAAACCAACAAGGAGGAGAGGAACAGAGGGAGCCACUGGAACAAGGACUGGAACAACAACAGGAAGAAGGAGGAGGGAUACAGGAGGAAGAAGUAGUUCAUGAGGAAGGAGAGAAGGAUCCUGUGCAUAAUGAAGAAGCUACUCCUCCUCCUGCUGUGGCUUGUACUGAGUCUAGUUCUAAUAUUAAUACUGAUGUACAGAAGAGUAUGAAAUAUGCUGGACUGGUUUACUAUGAGGAGAAAGGUGUAGAGGAUCUAGUCACAUUCACUGCUGCUAAGAAACUGGAUGCACUCAUUCAAUUUAUUGAGCGGAAACACUCUCAAGCUGAUAUUGGACCGGAUAUUUCCUUUUGUUUCAAGUUUCCUUAUGAUCACAUUGAAUUGAACUUCACUGCACCCCAAGAUGAGCCAAUCACUGGUUGGAUGGUUAAACCUCACACCAAACCCAGCAGAUUAUAUCAAGAGGCUGUUGAUAAAUUUGGUGAAAAAGAGCAUUGUCGUCCUUCAUCUUGUCUUAUAUCAGUUUAUGGAUCACCUGAUGCUGUCCCUUUUCUUAAUUACUCUGUACCACUAGUAGGUGUAGUUGAGCCAGUGACUUUAAACAUUCACAGAGUACGGAGAAAUCCUCCUCCUUCAACAAAUCCUACUACCUCCUCUUUCUCCUCUAAUGUAGUACCUAGUUCAGUGUCAGUAUCAUCCACUGGAGGAGCUAAUCUUGCCAGUCAGUUAUAUGCAGCUCAUCUUAUUAGUGAUGAAGUCAGAGAGACUCGUAGCAUGGACAAGUUCAUUACAGAGUUCAAGGCUAGUCUUAGUUUUAUGAGGAAGUUACCUAAAGUGGAGGAGCACUGUCAAAAGUUCUUAAGCUCAUUCAUUGCUGUAAGAGGCAGUUAUGCUAAUGCAGCAGAAGCUUUUAGGUGA
Amphimedon queenslandica is the source of this 1984-nucleotide messenger RNA. RefSeq names its product neurofilament light polypeptide-like. NCBI's taxonomy places the organism in Eukaryota, Metazoa, Porifera, Demospongiae, Haplosclerida, Niphatidae. The transcript is spliced from 12 exons. The record is from RefSeq and is a predicted model, not a curated record. Bases 32 to 1984 code for a protein of 650 amino acids.